This is a messenger RNA of Coffea arabica (coffee), 342 nucleotides long. The record is from RefSeq and is a predicted model, not a curated record. NCBI's taxonomy places the organism in Eukaryota, Viridiplantae, Streptophyta, Magnoliopsida, Gentianales, Rubiaceae.
AUGGAGAUUUCUCGGCAGCAAGUUUUCAUCACAUGUGUGGAUUUUAAGAUCAAGCUGCUCACUGUUGGUGGGAAGAAGUUGAAGCUUACAAUUUGGGAUACCGCUGGACAAGAGAGGUUCAGGACCUUGACAAGCUCAUACUACAGAGGUGCUCAAGAGAUCGUUCUUGAACAGACUGCUGCCAUCCCAAUUCACAGUCCAGAGUUUUUCCAUUUUGUGGGAGACUCUUCCCAGUUGAGUAAUAUGAAGUUGUCCAUAGUAGGCAUUGUCUAUGCAGUCAGUUGGUAUUCUGCCCACAAUAUUGUACGGUACUGUGAAAUUAUUGGGAACAGGAAAGGUUAA